UGAGAAACCUUACCCGUCCUGUCCACCACUCUCAUAGCAAAGACCAAGACCAUAUCCUUCCACUUGCUAUGGCGGCGGCGGCGGCGACGGCGACCACGACCUCUCCGGCGAGGGCUUCGUGGCGGCCUACGGUUCCCGCGACCUCGGCAUCGGCAGCAGGAGUCUGCUUCCGUGUUGGAGCGAAGCGCUUUCCAGGGCUCCGAACGGCAAGCACCUGUCGGCACCGACACCGAGGCAGAACAAGGCUCACAACAGCUCACGUCAAGAGCGGGGAAGCCGAGGGGCGUCCAAGCACGGAGGAGAGCGCAACUGGCAUCGGCGGCCCGGACGAGGACUCCUUGCGGCGCGAGCUCGAAACCGCGAUCGAGGAGGAGGACUACGCGCGCGCCGCGGCGCUCCGGGACGAGCUGCGCGUGCUCCAGGAGGACUGCCGGGCCGCGGUGCUGGCGGCGAACGCGCGGUUCUACGCCGCGUUCAAGGACGGCGACCUGGCGGCGAUGCGCCGGGCCUGGGCCAGGGGCGACCACGUCUACGUGGUGCACCCGUCGGCGGGGAGGAUCUCCGGGUACGAGAUGGUGAUGCAGAGCUGGGAGAUGGUGUGCGACGCCGGCUACGAGUUCCCGCUGCAGGUGGACCUGCAGGACGUGGAGGUGCGCGUGCGGGGCGGCGUCGGCUACGUCACCUGCCUGGAGAUGGUCAGGACCAAGGGGAGCAGCAGCUGGGGCAAGCAGCUGGCCACCAAUGUGUUCGAGGAGGUGGACGGCGAGUGGCUCAUGUGCGUCCACCAUGCCUCGCACUUCGAUGAGUGAAAUCGCUUUGCAAUUCGAUCGAUCGAUGAGCGGAAAUAAUUUUGGUCGGCCGUCAGUACAGAAACAUAUGGAUUCAGAUUUCGGAAAUGUGAUCUCUCUCUCUCUCACA
Messenger RNA from Zea mays, 918 nucleotides. RefSeq lists its product as uncharacterized. NCBI's taxonomy places the organism in Eukaryota, Viridiplantae, Streptophyta, Magnoliopsida, Poales, Poaceae. The transcript is spliced from 2 exons. Bases 69 to 809 code for a protein of 246 amino acids. The record is from RefSeq and is a predicted model, not a curated record. Gene Ontology annotation, molecular function: protein binding.